AUGGCCCCGAAUCGUGGCGCCGGCAAGGAGGAGGUUUAUGUCCACGGGAUCGACCGAACCCCCGAGUAUGAAGAAUUUAUCCGAAAGCUUACCGCUUUUCAUGAGAAACGCGGCACAUCGCUCGAGCCCGAACCAAGACUCCCCACUAUGUACGGCCAUGUGAACGUUGACCUUUUCAAGCUCUAUAAAGAGGUCAUCGCAAGAGGAGGCUAUGAUGAGCUGAAUAAAGUUCAGAAGGCUUGGGGCGCUCUAGCGGCGGACUUAGGCAUGCAUCAGAACGAUAGCAAGGGAAUAGGGCAGCUUUCAUUCCAGCUGAAGCAGGACUUCUACCGAUACCUGGCUGCCUACUGGGUACAAGACCAUUACGGCAGGGACCCUCCGCCCAAAGAGAUCCUAGAGCACCAAUCCUGUGCCAGCAAGUUUGGACCCGUAUUGACCCGCACUGUCGAGAACUUCAAGGCUUCUGCCGGUCGCUCUGGAGUAGAGACACCUACUCGAGAUGAGCGUCAGGGAGAAGGCACUCCAGUCUCGGGAAACAGAGCUUCCGGUCGUCUUCGUGAAGCUCCUGCCCAAAGAGUUCCUUUUCAGCCUGAGACCGGCCCGAGUCGCCAGCCUCGACAAGCUUCUUCUCAACAUGCGACCCCUACGGCUAACACCAAUACAUCUCAUAAUCCCAACACCCCGCAUACCCAGCGUCCCAAUCAUCACCUUCCUCAACACCAUAGUUCUAAUAACCCUCUACACCUAAUCCAGGCUCAUCAAGCAGCUGUCGUCCGCGGCGCCUCGAGCGCCUUUACUCCUACGAACCCAGAAACCUCGUCACGUCUAGCCGAGGUGUUUGAGCCCCGUGCUCCUAUAACCGUCCCUCUUCGUCCCGUAAGCACCCCGGGAAGCAACCCCGAAUUCGCCAAGCGACAACGUCAGGCACGUUUGGCUGCGGGCUUGCCGGAUGCCGAGCAGCCUGUUCGUCAAUUUAUCCCGGGCGUGAGUUUCGAAGGACCCAAUAUUUAUAUGCGUUGCCUUCAAGCCCUCCGCUCGGGGAUCCCCGCGGAACAGUCAUUUGCGCUUAACCAUCUCGUUAAGAUAUCAUUUGAACGAGGCGAUAAGUACAAGUUUGAAUCCUUCCUAGGAUUGGCUGAAGGCCUAAUCGAGAAGGCCCUUGAGAUUAGUAGUCUCUUCUACCACAUUAGAUGGGAGGUUGCUUAUUUCGUUGAUCCAGACAACUCUGAUAUUGCCGUUCUCGAUGGGUUCAAUGGAACGAGUGAUAUCCUGGAACGAAUCGCGAAACUCAAGCCGAAGUCAGUUCUUGACUAUAUGCAAUCGGCAGAGUUUAGCGAUCGUCUAUUACGAAUUACUGAGGCUGUUCUAACCAUCCGUAAUAUGGUCAUGUUGGUGGAGAACGCCAUCUUCAUGGCAGACAUGAAUUCCCUGAAAGAUCUGUUGUGCAUCAUCCUUCACCUCCCGAAUCUCGAGAUGCUCGUUGAGAUCAAGCACUUUGCUCUGGACACUGCCGAGCAGCUUACCCCAUGGCUCGUCUUAGACUCCAACGAUCCGCUGUAUCGAACACUAUUGUCUCAGCUGAACUCAACGGACCGAGGCACGAUUCUAACAUCUCUUCGCGCUAUCAGCCGGAUCUCCAUGAACUUAGAAGCAACAAAUCAGAUGCAGAACGUCCCCACUGUUGUCCUUCAGAACAUCAUGAAUUGGCUUUUACUCAACGACGAGGAACUCAUGGAUGCUUGCUUGGACUUCCUUUACCAAUAUACGGCUGUAGUAGCCAACGUCGAGUCCCUACUGAAGGCCGUUAACAUGGAGCAUGUAGUUCCACAUCUCGUGAGACUCUUGGCCCACGGUGCCAAGCGAGUUAGAGAGGACAGAGUCCUGGAACCCGAACGUAAGGCCCCGGCUUCCGAAGAGGUAGCACCAUUGCCGCCUGAUCUUCAGGAGACACUGACAGGCACGGAUGAACCUCACCGAUGCUAUCAGUGGCUUAAAAGCCUUUUCGAAGAGGACUCCGAAUCUCAUAUCACGCAAAUUGCUAUUUGGCAAGCGUAUCAAAGCUCGUUUGGUGCUUUGGCUGGUGCGGCCGGCGCCCCGAGGAACGUGCUUAGCGCAGCGGACUUUAUAAGAAAUGUUAGUUCCGUCUUUGCUAACGCAAGAGCUCAAAUCAUCAGGCGCCAGCACCUCGAUCAGGCAGAUCUUUUCAUAAUAGAAGGCAUUCGGGCAAGGCCAGUACCGGUACAGCCUGACACGAAGCAGGAAUACUCUGCGUGCCAGUGGGCGGUAACCAAAGGCCCAUACCUUAAGAAGUGUAAUCGCUUCUUCCUCGGAGGGGACAAAAUGUGGCAUCACGUCUUAACGGCUCAUCUCGGCGUUACUUUGGGCGAAAAUGGUAAAUUCGAGGACAAAGAUGUAAACGCGUCUUGCGACUGGCAGGACUGCACGAAGUAUCCGAAUCCUACUCAAACGAAACUAUCAGAAUUUGCAAGCCAUCUCAAGACACACCUUCUCCCUGUCAGACGACCAAUAAAGGCCUAUAUCACUCCAGCGAAGACUAUGAGCCUCGCUUGGGAACAGACCAUCUCUACAAGAGAUGAGCGGAACCCCAAGCUUGAGCAGGCGGCUGGGAUUCCGUUGAGCGCUGUGCUGGUUUUACGUAACAUUGCACGCAACGUAGUUAAGACGGAGUCAGAGGAGCAACUACUUAAGCAACAUGAGAUGGGAGGCGAGGGCGGCGGAUGGAACGAGAAGCUUUUCCGCCCUGUCAUGGCACGCUUGUACGAGGUCAUGACGGAGAAUAAGGCUUUGGCCGACUACAUCACGUCACUCCUACAGUUGGUACAAGGUGACUAG
Molecule: messenger RNA, 2853 nt
Organism: Hypoxylon trugodes
Lineage: Eukaryota; Fungi; Ascomycota; Sordariomycetes; Xylariales; Hypoxylaceae
Exons: 2
Coding region: 1-2853 (950 amino acids)
Biological process (GO): regulation of DNA-templated transcription
Molecular function (GO): DNA binding
Source: RefSeq, a predicted model, not a curated record